AUGCGCAGUGCUUCUGUAAAACAUCCGGCCUGUCUGGAAGCUUGCAAUUUCCAACAGUUUUACAAGAGCGUCUACUGCGCAGAACUGAGAUCUGGAUUGACAGUUUGCAACUGUUUUAAAAAAAUGGCGGAUUUCUUAAAGGAAUUGCCAUCCUAUGAUGAGAAUAAUUUCACAAGAUUUAAUGCUGAAUCAGGCUUAAAAUCUAAUGUUAAAAAGCCAUCAGUUUACAUUUGUACCAAAGACCACCCAUCUGAACAAGUAAUAACAACAGAGAAAACAAAUAUAUUAUUACGAUAUUUACACCAACAAUGGGAUAGAAAAAAUGUUACAAAGCGGGAUUCAGCCAAAGCCAACCUGGAAGGAAGCGAGGGAGCAUCUCCGGUGAAAAUGGCGAGAUUAUCACACGACGACUCGACAUAGCUAACAUAUAAUAACUUAUAGUCAAUUCUUUGUUUUAGAAAAUUAUGUGAAUACAUGCAUUUCCGUUAAGUGUUUUAGGUUAUUAAGGUAGAAUUGAAAUGGGCGGCAUGAUAUUCAUUGUAGUUUAACCUCUGUUACUUGCACACUUGCGGAGGUCUUUCUUUUACUCGAAUGGCGGGUAUAUUUCUUUAUGUUGAUUUUAUCGUCGGAACAAUAUUGAGUAUUAAUAACUCCCUCGUCAAAUUUAGCCAACAACCCCUGUAUUGUAUGUCAAGAAACUGCGGUGCUAUGCAGAGGUUACAAUGUAUAUACAAUCUGUGAUUUAUAUAUAUUUCCAAUGAAAUAUUGUGUAUUUCCUCGUUGCUAUGGUGACGUUAUUAGUUAUUCUUUGUCAGUGAUAUACUUUAGUCAUUGUCAGUUUUAUUUUUCAAGCUGUAUUUAGCUAAUUUUUCACUAUUUAAAACUCAAUGGCUCUGAUUAAGUGCUCGCUAGGUUAUGUAAUAAUAUAUUAAUGUGUAUAAUAUUACAUUCAUGUGUGUAAUAAUAUAUU
Molecule: messenger RNA, 970 nt
Organism: Ruditapes philippinarum (Manila clam)
Lineage: Eukaryota; Metazoa; Mollusca; Bivalvia; Venerida; Veneridae
Product: DET1- and DDB1-associated protein 1-like
Exons: 5
Coding region: 1-420 (139 amino acids)
Biological process (GO): positive regulation of proteasomal ubiquitin-dependent protein catabolic process
Cellular component (GO): Cul4-RING E3 ubiquitin ligase complex
Source: RefSeq, a predicted model, not a curated record